This is a messenger RNA of Fusarium poae, 762 nucleotides long. RefSeq lists its product as uncharacterized. Gene Ontology annotation, biological process: deadenylation-dependent decapping of nuclear-transcribed mRNA. The coding region runs from base 1 to 762 and encodes 253 amino acids. NCBI's taxonomy places the organism in Eukaryota, Fungi, Ascomycota, Sordariomycetes, Hypocreales, Nectriaceae. The transcript is spliced from 3 exons. Gene Ontology annotation, molecular function: hydrolase activity; RNA 7-methylguanosine cap binding. The record is from RefSeq and is a predicted model, not a curated record. Gene Ontology annotation, cellular component: nucleus; P-body.
AUGGCUGAUGUCAAGGCAAACGCGGAGGCCCUGGUGCCCAAGUUCAAGCUUGGCCGUGUCCUCAACCAAGAUCAAGCAGGUCGGCGUGUCUCUCUUUACGGAUCUAUCGACGACAACCCAGCUCUCCUGAUCCUUGAGCGUGCCCCGUUUUCUACCUCACAGAAAUACCUCGCCGAUGUGCCUGCUCAGCUCGCACGGGUGCAGAACUUGGGUGCCAACGAUAUAUACCACUGGUACAUGGGUCGCAGCGGUGCCGGGACAAGCAAGCCUGACGACUCAGACUUCUUCGCUGACCUGAAGAUCAAUCUGAUCUACCCAUGCACCGAGACACAUAUCAAAAAGUACAGCAAGCAGGGGGUACGUUUUGUCACAGAAACACCAGAGAUUUACAGAAACCACAUUCAACCGUAUAUGCUCAGCAAGAGAGAACAAGGAAGACUCAAUUGGGUAUUCAACAUUAUCGAAGGACGUAAAGAGGUGGAAGAUGUUAUCUACAGAACAAAGCUGGGCGAGGCGGGCGACGAAGGUUUCCUGAUGUUGCCGGACCUUAACUGGGACCGCAAGACGCUAGAUGCGCUGCAUCUACUCGCGCUGGUUGAGCGACGGGACAUCUGGUCGCUGAGAGACCUUCGCAAAAAGCACAUUCCCUGGCUACAGCACAUGAAGACCCGCCUUAUUGAUGCCACCGUUGAGACGUAUCCGUCCAUCGAACCAGACCAGCUCAAGCUCUACGUGCACUACCAGCCAACGAGAGGCGAGUGA